CACACACACACACACACACACACACACACACACACAUACACACAAUGUCGAGGCGUGUUGGAGACGAGGAGGAGGAGAGCUACCGCCCUCCAAAGUUGCCAAAGACCCUGCAUGAGAAGGACAGCGCCAAGCGCUUGGUGGUCGUGCUGGAAGGCGCCUCGCUGGAAUCGGUCAAGGUUGGCAAGUCAUAUCAGUUGCUCAACUCUUCAGAUCACGCCUCUAUCAUUAGGAAGCAAAACCGCGACAGCAAGAACAUCCGACCUGACAUUACACACCAGUGCCUCCUGAUGCUGCUGGAUAGCCCAUUGAACAAGGCCGGCCUGCUGCAAGUGUACAUCCACACAGCGCGAAACGUGUUGAUUGAAGUGCAUCCCCAAACACGUAUCCCUCGUGUCUUCAGCCGCUUCUGCGGUCUCAUGGUGCAACUGCUGCAUGAUCUGAGCAUCUCCGCCAAGGGGUCGCCCCUGAAGCUCCUGAAAGUCAUCAAGAACCCAAUCACAGACCACUUGCCCACGGGCUGCCACAAAAUCUGCACGUCGUAUUCCAGCAAGAAGCUCGUGCGGCUGCGCAAGUUUGCCGAGGAGCGUGCCCCCGACAAGCCCAUCUGCUUCAUCGUCGGCGCUGUUGCCCACGGCGCCGUGGAGCCCGAGUGGGCAGACGAUGCUGUUGCCGUGUCUGGAUACGCCAUGUCUGCGGCAGGGGUGUGUGCGAAGCUUACAGACGCGUUUGAGGAGGUGUGGGGCGUACACUGAUGGGGGGAGGGUCAGGCGUUGGUGGACAUGUGCUGUGAUGGUGAUCAGUUGUGUGGUGGCUGGCUAGUGAUGGCGGUUGGGGUAUGUGCUUGUGCGUGUGUGUCGUCGAUUUUGUAUCCAUGCAAGAGGCCGUUUCUUCUCUUUUUCAGUCCAUCAUGUACAGUUUAAACACAACAAUUGAAACAAACACACGAGCCA
Salpingoeca rosetta is the source of this 950-nucleotide messenger RNA. RefSeq names its product C2f protein. Bases 45 to 752 code for a protein of 235 amino acids. Gene Ontology annotation, molecular function: rRNA (pseudouridine) methyltransferase activity; rRNA binding. The transcript is spliced from 5 exons. The record is from RefSeq and is a predicted model, not a curated record. Gene Ontology annotation, biological process: rRNA base methylation. Gene Ontology annotation, cellular component: nucleolus; small-subunit processome. Lineage: Eukaryota; Choanoflagellata; Craspedida; Salpingoecidae.